CGGUGUGGGGACGGGCGCGUGCGCGUGUCGUGAUGGCUGGCGCUGCUCUUCAGGGCCCCGGUGCCCCGUGGGCUAACCUCACGCACGCUUUGGAAACGCUGGAUUGAACAAGUGGGACGGGAUUCUGAAUUGCAGGACUUCUCAGAGCCUUUAGCUGCUAAUGUGCUCCGUGACUCUCACAGGACAAUACCGGAUACAACAGUUGCCAAAGUCUUUUGACCACCGGACCCGUUUUCUUUUCACGGCGUACCUUCGCGUCGCCGCUCACGCGAUAUUCUUCGGGGAGAGUGUCGUCCGGAUGGGAAGGCGCACCUGAUUCCCCCUCGUUGGCCAGUUCUAAGGUAGCUUUGAGACCAGGAGGGUUAAGAAGGGACCCAGUAUGGAGACCCCAACGCCCCUUGGGUUUGAUGGCUCCCAAGAGGCUGGAUUCUGAGCAGGACCCUGGAGAAGAGGAAGCCUUCCCCAAGCCGUGGCGCACUCGGUUUUCUCUAGAGAAGGCAUAGAGAGAAGCAAGGCAGAGAUGGGACGAGCAGGGAGAAUACUCCUGCCUCAUCGGAGCCACCGGUUUUCCGGAGAGCGCGGCAGCCCCCACCUGCCUGUGGACUGAGCACGUGAAGGUCGCCAGGCAUCCUGGGCCACCCGGAUGAUGCAGCAUGGAGGUGCCAGACCUCACUCGCCCUGCCUCGCCUGCCCGGGACCAGCCAGCUCCUGCCCCUGGACACCCAGGAGCCUCAGGUGGGCAGGUCUCGCCUCACCUGACCCUGGGCCCCGUGAUUCUGUCACCGGAGCAGGGUCUGGCCCCCGCCGUGUUCCUGAAGGCCCUGCCCAUCCCGCUGUACCACACGGGGCCCCCGGGGGGCCUCCAGCCACGUGCCCCCCUGGUGACGGGCAGCCUGGACGGGGGCGGCGGACCCUUUAUCCUCAGCCCCCUGCUGCAGCCCGAAGGCCCCGGCCCCGCCCAGGCGGGGAAGCCGGCGGCCCCGACCCUCACCGUGAACAUCGUGGGCGCGCUGCCCGUCCUGUCGCCGGGCCUGGGGCCCACGCUGGGCAGCCCGGGGAAGGUACGGAACGCCGGCAAGUACCUCUGCCCACACUGUGGCCGCGACUGCCUGAAGCCCAGCGUUCUGGAGAAGCACAUCCGGUCCCACACGGGCGAGAGGCCCUUCCCGUGUGCCACCUGCGGCAUCGCCUUUAAGACCCAGAGCAACCUGUACAAGCACAGGCGCACCCAGACGCACCUCAACCACUCCCGGCUGUCUUCGGAGUCUGAGGGAGGGGGCGGCAGCCUCCCGGAGGAGGGGGCCGGGGCCGGAGAGAGCUGCAGGGCAGCGGGCGCAGGGGACGGCCGGAGCCAGAGCCGAUCCGGGAGGCCCCUCUCUCCAGGCGCCCAGGGUGCCGGGCGCUGCCCGGUGCCAGCCACGCACCCGUCUUCUGUUGCUAAGACCCUGGGUGUGAAGUUGGAAGCCGUUCCCCGUCCGGGGUCCGCACCAGCCGACAGAGAGACCCCCGUGGACUCCCCCGCGCGCACCCUGGCCGGCGGCACCCAGCUGAGGCGGAAGUCGCCCGAGCGGCCGUCCCCGACCGCCGGCCUGCCGUGCGCCCCGCGGCAGCAGGCGGCGCCGUCCUCGGAGAAAGCCCGGGACGUCAGGGCCUCGGAGGGCCGGCUGAGGAAGUGUGAGAGCACGGACUCGGGCUACCUGUCCCGCUCGGACAGCGCGGAGCAGCCGCCGGCCCCCGGCAGCCCCCCGCGUGGCCUGUCGGAGGGGGAGGCGGCCCCGGGCCCGCGGCUGGAGAGGCAGCUGGAACAGCGCAUCGCCUGGCUCAUCUCUCACAACCAGGCCGUGGUGGACGACUCCCAGCUGGACAACGUGCGGCCCCGUAAGACAGUCCUGUGCAAGCAGGGCAGCAUCGACCUGCCCAUGCCCUACACCUACAAGGACUCCUUCCACUUCGACAUCCGGGCGCUGCCCUCCGGCCGUAGGAAGCCCGCCGCCCUGGGCCCGGCCCGCUCUACCUUCACGCCCCCCGACAAGGCGCGCCCAGUCUUCUUCCACUCCGUCCCCACCCAGCUCUCCUCCACCGUGGCGUGCGUGCCCAUCACCAGGAGCAACUCGCUGCCCUUCGUCGAGGGCACGGGAAUGUGGCAGGAGCCGCCGGACCCGCGGGACGCCGGUCCCCGGAGGCAGAAGCCUCUGAGCCCCAGGCCCGCCCCUGCCCGGCCGGCGGACGUCCCCGGCGGUCACCCCCGGGCCCUGGUCAGACAGGCGGCCGUGGAGGACCUGCCGUGUCCCCUCACCGGAGACGGCCCGGCCCCCACAGAGGACCUGGACGGAAGCAGAGCGGCUGCGGGGGAGGGGGCGGCCAGCAGGGGCGGAGCAGCAGGGAAGAAGUGCGGCCAGAGGCCGCUGAAGAUGUUCUCCCAGGACAAGUGGCAGGUGUAUGGGAAAGAGACAUUCAAGAGAAUCUACCAGAAAAUGAAAACCAGCUACCACGGAGGCAAGAAGGCACGGGAGGGGACGGUGGGGAGUGGGACAGAGCUAGGUCGUCCUCUCCAGGAAGAGGUGGCAGGGGAUGAGGGCACAGCCCCAUCGCAGGGCGGGCGGACCCCUGUCCGUGGAGAUGUGUCUGUGGGGACCCAGCCGGGGCCUUGGGGACGUCCACUGGCCCAGGAGGGCUUCCCGGUGAUGGAUCCAGCCACGGAGGGGGAGACGGCGGCCAGAGCAGGAGGCAGGGACCAGCCCAGGGUGAACAGGGCCACCUUACCCUCCACCCUCAGCUGCAGAGAACCCCCCUGUUCGGGCAGCAAGAGCCCUCUGCUUCCUCCAAAUGGGAGGCUGGAGCUGGGGACUCAGCGGCCCGUAGCACCUGGUCCCCUCAAGGGAGGUAACCUAGAGGCUCCCAUGCCGGUUUCGGCAGACCCUAACCUGGAAGGAGGCGCCCGUGGUGGGGGCGGCAAGGAGACCUGCCAGCAGGCCCCAACGGUGUCGAGGCAACCCAGCGGUGGCACUGGGGAGCCCCAGCCUUCAGAGGACAAGCUCCCAUCGGAGAGAAAGAAGCUGAAGGUCGAGAAGCUGAGCUGCCAGGAGCCGCCAGAGCCCGUGGGGGCAGAAGGGGAGACCCCGAGUGGCCCCGGGCAGGCCACCUCCCCGCCAUCUCACAACCAGGACGGUGAUCCUGGGGACAGGCCGGGAGAGCCGCGCGGGAGUGCUGAUGGCGUGGCGGGGGGCAGGGCUGGGGAGCCAGCAAAGCCGUCGGAAGUUUGUGGCGUCUCCUCUGCUAUUCCAUCUGUGGCCCUGAGGCAGGUCCUGCAGGACCCGUGUCCUGCAGCUGUGUCCCCUGGACGUCACCCCCAGCUGGCCACGCAGCCCCCGGCCCCCGGCGUCCUCACUGCCCCGGCAGACACUGCCUUUCCCCCCAAGUACCUGCUCAGGCUGCCUCAGGGUGAGGCCUGCCCCCCACCUCCCACCGCCCAGGGUCCCAGACGAGGCCAGGACCCUCUCUGCAGGAGAAGGUGGCCGGAGGAACAGCCCUCCGUUGUUGGGCCAGGGCUGGGGACCUGCCUGCCGCCCUGCCCAGCCACGGGCUUGGCCUCCGGUGGAGCAGACACCUUCGAGGAGGAUCCCGGCUGGUCCAGGCACUGGGGCAGGAGAAAGGGGGUGCAGGGAGAGGAGAAGCCAGACUUGGAUGCCGACCCCCCAGCUGCAGGGCCGUCCCCUGGCUCAUCCUCCGGUGCCUCCAGGGAGACGACCUCCUUCCUGCCCACCCCAGCGUGUGCCACCCAGAAGAGUGGGACCCCUGAGCCCCGACACCUCUGCGUGGGUAGUACUUCAGCGGGGGCCAGGCCCUCUGGGGGUGUCCUGAGUCCCUGUGCCCUCGGCAGGGAGUUGGGCGGACCUCCCGAGAAUGCCCCGGAAAACCCCCCCUCAGGGCCUCUGGCCGGGCUCAGUUCCUGCUGCUGCUUCCUCACGGCCCCCGCGUCCCCGGGCUGGCCCCAGCUGGCCUCGUGUACCCACUCAGAAACCCUGAGGAGCACCAGGGCCCAGGGCCCCUUCCCAUCCUUGAGGGCUGAGCCCCGACUCACGUGGUGUUGCCUGAGCCGAAGCCUGCCUCUGCCCACAGAGCAGAAGGAAACGACCGCCUCUGUCUACUUGGCUCUGCACUUCCUCGGUGGCAGCACCCGGGACGAGGGUCCAGAUGCCCGGCCCCUGAGCAGGGUGGUGGUGGGAGGACGGACGAGGACGGCCCUGGGAGAAGGAGGGCAGGUGCGGACAGCAAAGCUCUUCUGCCCAGUGGCCUCAGGGAUGGCGUCCCAGGAGCGGGUGUCUGAGCCUGAAUGGAAGAAAGGACCGCCUUGGAGGAGGGCAAAGCUGUUUCGGGGGAGUGGCAAACAGAAGAGGCUGAGCGUCCGCCCCAGAAGGCGCAGAGGGGGUUUCUUACAGAGCCGCAUUCAGCUGAGAGGAGGCGGCCUGCACAGGCCACCCAGAGUGCUGAGGAAAGACCGCCACCUCCCCCCACUCGAGGGGCUGGGCCCACGCAGGACCCCCAGGAAGCCUUCUUCAGAAACGGCAGCUCUCAUCCCUGCCCUUCAGAAGAAUUUUCACAAUAUAACGUAAAUGGGUUGCCAAGCGAAACCACACAUCACGCUCAGGACGCAGCCCUUCAUGACGCCGAUGGAAGUGACCACUGGGUUGGUUGAAACUCGUUGACAGAAUCUGACUAGAUGACAAAUGAGCAAGAGGAAACCGAGGAGGUAGCUCCAGCAGAGUGAGGUACAUACCAGGGAGUGAAGAGAAGGCCUUGGGAAAACGGAGGAAGCCCUAUAACAUUUAGGGGGUGGGGAGUCCCUCUUGAUCUUCCUGUGAGAGGAAACGUAAACUCAAGACUAGCCCAUCAGUCUGCUCUACAGUUUUGUGUAAAAAUGUACUCUGACCCCACUAGCACUUGAUUAACCUCAGUUGAUUUUAGCAGUUAGUUCCCAGUUUGCUGUUACAACCCCUCACCUUGAAGGUUUAUUUUUAUCUUUGUAGGUUCAUCAGCUUAUCUUCAUAGCUUUUGGUUGCAAGAGAAAUUCUCCAAGUCCUUAAUCCCCCACUAUUUGCUAUGAAGUUUUCGUCCCUUUGGUGAAUGAAUUCAUCUUAGGUGAUCUUUCCCCAGUGGCAGUGACUGGAGUUAAUCGGGGCCCUGUUUCCCAAGCUGAUGGGUCAUCUCGGCCUUUGCCUCAGUGCCUCACGUAGCGUUGGGUUCUUAGUAGGUGUUUGUUGAACGAACCACCGAACAAGCAGAAGGAGGUCUCCUUGAGGCUCAGCCCCGUUGAAAGCUUGAUCCAAGUCAGCCCCCAAAACUUCUUGGAGAACGAAGGAAGGCACAGGCAGUCUGCAGAUUUCAUGUCUGAUUGUGUUUUGGAGAGGCGUCAACAACAGAAGAGUCCAGAGGGUGUCUGGUUUGGAUGGCAGUGAGCUAAGCGCAGCAAAACAAACUUGUUAUUUUCUUCAUAAAAGAAACCUUUUCAUCUAAAAAAACAACUUCCAGCUUCCGACUCAGUUUUGUGGCACCACUGCCUUCAACCUUAAGGAUUAUCUGUCUGUCUGAUGCCACGUCAUUUGUACAAGAUGAAAGCUCUGGAGAGGAAGGGAUGGUGACUUUGAACCCGAAGAUGUUCACUUUGAUGUCUUUUAACCUCUCUGACACCACAGAUAGGACCAAGUCUUAACCGGGGAGAUUUGCUUCCAAAGCCAGCACUUGGGUCAAAACAGUCUGUGGUCAGAAUUAUCUUUGAAAACUUUGUAGAUGAAUUACAAGAAUGUGUUGUUGUCUAGAACUCAGAGCAGAAGUUCUCACGCACGAGGUGUUUGAGCACCACCGAGGUCCAGGAAGGCGAGAAGAGAGGCAGGCUGUCUGCGCGGGCUGUUUGAAGAUGAACAGCCAGCUGUCUAAGGAGCCGGUGAGGAUAUGGUGUCCCUGCUUUGCCACACAGCGUUCGCCAUUUGGUUUUAGCAUUAAGCCUUUAAGACCGCUAUGACAUCUUCAUGGGUCGGUUUGUCGUGGUGGGGAUUAAGAUCCUGGCGUUGUGCCUUCUGGGCGGUGCGGGGAGCAGUGUUUCACAAUCCUGAGCGUAGGUGAAAUGUGUGACGGGGCCCUGCUGUGGGGGCGGAGGGUGGUGUCCCUCGUCUGGUGCCAGCUCGGGACUUGGGGGGGGGGCAGUUACUCCGUGCCACCGUGAACCCGCUGGUGUAGGACAGCAGAAGACCAUCUCUUCUCGUGUAGGGGGAAGUUCGCCACCGACCCCGUCGCAAGAACGGCUUCUCCACUCUUCGCCUCCCGCGUUGGGGUCUCACUUAAGAGAAGCUUUGCAGGUGCGUGCACAUGCUCGCACUCGAAGGCUGUUUUUCCAUUAGAAAAAGCAGGUGAAAAACCCGCAUGUCCCCACAGAACGGAUGACACCACCUGAGUGAAAGCAGCUCCCGAUUCUCUUUUGUUGUGGUUACACAAUUCCUGGUACGUUUCUCCUGAUGAGGUCACUGCCCUGAAAUGAAUACUUUUCUUUUCAGAAUUGGCGAAGCGGGGCGGGGGGUGGGGGGUGGCAGUGGAGACGGACACAACAUCAUUGAAUUCCGUUUGCAUCUCAAGUGGGACUUUCGAGUCUCUGGGAGCUUAAAACCCAUGAGCCUGCCACCCUAUUACUGUUCUAAUAUCACACUUCCUGCCCCUGGGUUGCAGAAACGAAUCUCAUAAUUAGGUUCGCCCUGUUUCUGUGUUUAUACGCACACCCCUUUCUCUCUAGCCGCCGACAUAUCAGCUUUUGUUAUUAUUAUUUAUUGUUGGACUCCUUUGUGUUCAGAGGGCCUGCUCCAUUAACUGAGACCCGUUGUGUUUCCUCCAAAGCUGGGGUACAUCAGAGCAUCCCUUGCUAUCGAGUGCUCUUGUAGAUUUCCUGAGAAAUGCGCUUUGUGGGCUGGAAUGGAGAACGCUGAUGUGGUUGAGGGUAAUUCUUUGGGUUUUGCUGGGCGUGUUGGCAGUGGUGCUGCUCCUGCCGGAGCACAGGCUAAAAUUGGGACACCGAAGAGGAGCUGAGCGUGGCCCUGUGCCCGGAUGACACAUCCCAAGUCACAUCGAUGGAGGGAGAUGUUUUAUUGAGCUCUAAGAACUACAUGGUGUUUACGGUUUUGCAGUUUCCUGCAGCCGGCAUGCCCACCGCCGUAAACACGGUGAAGUUCGGGGCCGCGUUUCACACCGAGACUUCAGAAACCGUCCCAGUAACAAAACCCAGAAGGCACGUUCAGCGUCGGAGGCCCGACCACUUUUAAUCCCUCCAGCAAACUAGUGAUAAGGGGCUCCUUCUGCGGAAGGCCACCCGGAUGGUGAAGCUGGUGGUCAACAGUGUCUCCUAAAGUCUCAGAACUCAUGUGCCACCUUCAGAAACGUCACGUCUGUACAUCACCCCUGUGAACGUUUGCUCUUGUCCUUGAAACUCAGAAGAAACACAAAUACGUUUCUUUUGAAGAGAAACCGUUGGGAAGCCAACAUCAUAUGCCGUUGAGGGAGCACUGCAGAAUGGAAACACUAAUGUUUCAUGGUAAAUAGAGCCUGGCUCCAGCCUGCUGUGGGCAGAAGGCCACGAGCCCUGGGAAGAGCCCCUCUGCUGGAAAGAGACCGUGACGUCUUGAGGGGCAUUAGAAAUACAUUAGCACCCGGUUGAGACUUUCUUCCUUCCUUGGUCAGAGAGAUUAUAAGGGCGCCGCUCUCUCACUGUGUGAUUCAGUUUUACUUGUCUCCAAGCUGUGAGUCGCCCCUCCCUGGGACUUUGUGGGCUGCAAUGCCCUUUUCUUGACAAAGGGAAGGGCCCCCCCCACCAACAUCCACUCGUGUCAUCCUAGUCUAGUGUUUCUUUAACUUUUACAAGGCCUUGACUUGUAUAGACUCAAACUCUGCAUUCGACAGAGUUGGCUGCAGAGGCCAUGGGAUGACCCACCUACACAGACCUUCCUUGAAGCCUCUACCUUCUCCUCCUCGUUGGGGGGUAGGGGACAGGGGUUGCCAGAGGCCUCCUGGGCAGCCUCACACUCCAUUUCUGAGACUCCCAGAUAGCGACGCGGAAGCUGCUGUGGCACGCGACCUGCCGAGGAGAGGGGUGGUGAGAAAGACCCUGAGCCCAGGUGCAGCGAGAGGCCGGGCACUCUUCGGGGCUUUGCAGACAUUGGGGAAGGGGCUUGAUCUUGCUUCCGAGGGAGAUGGGGAGCUGCUGAAGGAUUUGGGUGCAGGGAGGAGGGCAGUGGGGAGACCGUCCCCUGGGGGUGCUAAAAAGAUCGCUCCAGGCACGGAGCGGAGCAAGGAUUGUGGCAGAUGGAGUGGACACCGGGACACAACAGAUUGGAAGGCCCUGGAGACGGGCUGGGCACGUUUGUGUUUGAAAAGAGCUGGGGAAAAUCGAUGUUCCACCUAGAGGUACGAAAUAGUGAACUAUUCGUUUUUGGUUAUGCGUGUGAUGCUUCCUUUAACACAUAAAAAGUGUGGCGGAAAAGGCUGGUGUUCGCCGUGGCCACCACCCCCGUUGCCAGUUCCGCCGCAGAUGAAACGGCUGUUCCGAGGGAAUCUGCCAGACCUUAGGCGUGCGUGUGCCCAUGUGCGUGGUUGACAUAACGGCCACAUGCGUAUCUCGUUGUGCAACUUGCUUAUUUUACUCGGCCACAUUCCAUAGCUUUCCACACUGUUAAUAAAUCCAGAGAGACCUAUCUCAACCUUGCAGAUGGGGAUAGAGCCUCUCUGGGUGGGAGCACUUGGAGUUACGGAGCCGCUCUAAUCAGGGGGAGUCUGGUACGGUCAGCAUUUCACUGUUGCGUCACUCCCCUGGGACGUGCUGUCCAUAGUUCUCGGCCCGAGCAGAGCGUUUCUCUAGGGAGAGCUGAGAAGAGGAAUCCCUGGGCCUCUGGGGGCCACGUUGCACAUUUUUGAUCUUUCCAGGUUGCUUCCCAGUUUACAUUCCCACCUGUAGCAUUUCAGAGUUUAUCUUCUUUUCUUGACCUUCUCCAACUUUUAAAAAAGUGCCUCGGAUGCAUAAAAGAUGCUACCUCCAGUGCCCGUGGACAGCAUGGCCUUCCCACCCCACCCGGCAGCCCACUGGGGACUGGGGGGAUGGGGGGUGGGGGGGGCCUUGCCCAGACAGACCACACGGAAGGCUGGCCUUAUCCAAUGGGGAAAAACAUGGAGGGAUGAGAAGACUUUGUUUUUGUUUUAAAUCACAGAGAAGUGAGUUUCUCUUGACUCAACUUUAAGUCCACCGGGUACAAUUUGAUGUUCUCUCCAAAUAUUAAUAGAUUUGUUCCUCAGUCAAGGCAUGACGUCUCAGUCUGCUCCAAGAGAGCUCUGUCACUGCAAAGGACACAGAGCCACGCAGGACUUCCUCUGUGCCUCGCCAAUUCAUUAGACCCGGUUAGCAAUUUGCAGAAGAGAUUAAUUGAUUUGCAGGCUGCUGGGCCCUAAGCGUUACUCAGCUGCCUCCCAGAAAGCUCAGGCCGCCGGGGAGCUCAAGAGAGCAAACAGUAAUAUGUGAGGCUUUGGUGAGAGGCCGAGCAGCGUCUUUGCGCUGCAUUAUAAACAGGAGCCCGAGAGACGGAUUUGUCGGCCCUUUCUGGCUUGGUGUGGGAUUUGGGCCACAGAUCAGACUCCCAGGAUCAAAUGAGAAGGCUCACAGAGCUGCACCUGCCAAUAUAAGGGCAGUGUUCCUCUUUGCAAGCUUCUGUUAUCCCCGGACGGCACCACGGCUGUCUUAUUCUGAAAUGUGGCCACCGGAGCUCCAUGCUCUCUCCACAUUCAGUUGUAGGAAGGACUCUGCAUGUAGGGAAAAGGGACCCAGUUGAAACUGGCCUGGACAAGAACAUCAUCUCACGUAAGACAAUGGCCGCAGGCUUGGCUGGGUCCAUAGGUACCGCCGUUGCCAUCAGGACGGGGUUUCUCUCCAUCACUUGGCCCCUCUUUUCUCUGGGUCAUCAGCAUCGGCUCCUCCGGGGUCUGCCCGGCCUGUCCACGCUCUCUGCCUCACUCCCGGCCCGAGUCCCCAGACCGAAUCUCGCUGGCCUGGUUGGGGCCCUGUGUCUCCUGAACCGAUCACUGGGGAUUCAGGUGGGGAUCAUUCACCUGUCCUUGUGCAGAGGGAUGGGCAGGGCCUCCUUUGCCAGGGCAGCUAAGGGUGAAGGGGGGGGAGCUGGUUCCUCCAGAGAAGAGACGGCAAGGCAGGUAAACCCUACAGACGUCCGAAUCAUACCAUCUCACUCAUGGUUUAACGCAGCGCGGGGUAUGUUUGUGAGCAGUGGAGCCCCCGUGUGCCCCUGGAGAGGGGAGAGGCAGGCGAUGCCGUGUGCCCUCUUCUUGAGGAGCUUAGGGUCUGGUGAACGGAGACACCUUUGUGGCGCAGAUUAGAGUCACGCAGCCUCGGGUUCACAUGCGAUUACAGGGGCCUGCUCUGUGCCAGGCAGUGUGUGGGAGCAGGAAGAGAGGCAGAUAGCAUGACGCGGCCCUUGUCCUUAGGGAGAGCCCAGUCCGGCAGAGGGAGCCGGCACAGACUGGUAAACAAGUCAUUACAAAUGCAAUGCGGUAAGCUCGCUGAUAUGAUUAAGCUUCCAAAUGAGGGACUCUGACAAGGCCGGCUGGAGCGAGAAGGGAGAGGAGGCUAGCAUAAACAGGAACAUGACGAGGAGGGGCCGCGAUGCUUCCGACGCCCAUCCCGAGGGCCCCUCGGCCCGGGCCCCCACUGCAGGGGGGAGGGACGGCAGACCUUUUUCCCCCUCCUUGCAUCAUAAAGAAAUUUUGCCACAUACACUAAACUGCUGGAAAUGGGGGCGCACAGCACUUAACUACUAUUUACUUAUUUAUCUAAAAUGCUAAGUGUUUCCCUUGGCAGUCACCAAUAGAUUCCUGUAGAAACGGAGCGACACGUUCUGAAUUCUAAUUUCUGCGCCAACAGAAGGUGGGAAGGCAAAAGUGGCUAGUGCGCUCCUGGCUGGUUCCGUUGGGGAGGUGGGAGGGCAGGAUGACAGAGUCAUUUAAAGAGAAGUUGAAAUAUGGGUAUUCGCAAGGUAAACGUGUGUUUAUACUAAGGGUUUAAGAGAGAGAGAGAGAGAUCGACAUACCUUCAGUCCCAAACCUGAAAUGGAGACUGUUCUCCUUUUGAAGGACCUCCUGGAAACCGUUCUUAACUUUGAGUUGGAAGAGCCCCCAAAAGGAAAAUCUGAGUCUUGUUCUAGAAUUUUCUACGUGUAAUGCUGAAGCCAGUAGCCAAAUGGAAUCAGAGGCUGAGGCAGAAUGAGAAGUAAUGAUCUCUGGUGUUGGUGUCCAGCAGACCUCCAGAGGGGGUGCACAAUCAGCAAGGAUUUGGGGCUCACCCUGGUGGGUCGUCCCCUCCCCACCUCCACACCUGGUCUUCAGGAGACAGGUUUUGGUUUUGGAGACAGACAGGUGAGCCUGGGGGAUUCAUUCUAACCAGGGUGUUAGUGGCAAGUUGAGGCAGAAUGGUGGCACGAACGGUGAGCCUAGAGGAGAAGUAAUCACCAGUGACAUGUAGACUAACAUUAGAAUGUAUCAGAUCAUAAUGAAGAAGUAAUUCUGUUCUUCAUUCCCCUUUAAGGCUCUUGAUUACAUAUGGAGAAAGUCUGGUUUUGAUGCUACUCUGCCUUUAACACCUGCCUGACCCCUCUUUCCUAAUCUCCCUUUUAGGCAGAGAGAGGUUAGGUUUGAAAUCUAGCUAGAAUUUGAGAGCACAGUUCUGUUUUCAUUGGAUCCAUGUGUACAGGUACCCUCUUACAUUAGACACCUCGUCUUGCCCAGCCACCUUGUAAGAGACCUUAGAAAGCCCGUAAUGCCAGUACUGCCCCCUUCUUAGCCUUUUUUUAGCCCAAGACUGGUCCUGGGGAAGAAAUUUUGGUUUUAGAUUGAGAAGAAUUUGUUUGAGUCCUGACUUUCCCUCUUACUACCUUCUUGGGCAAGGGUCAUCCCUUGUCUUUGUUUCACAUCCUCAUCUGUAAAAUGGGGGUGUAGAUGGGUCUCAGAGGUGUUCACCUAUACUGAUUCAUUUCACCUGGCCCUUGAAAUCCCCCUCGAGCCAGUCUAGGAAUCUUCGCAUUGGGCAGUUGAGAGGCUCAAGCUACCUGAGAUGAUGAGUAGAAAGUGCUUUGUCAACCAUAAAGGACUUUGUGGGUGUGGUGGCUAUCACGACUGACAGUGGGGGCCUCUGUGGGGGGCUGACUUUUCACUCCAGGUCUGGAGAAGACAUCUAUGAGUCAAAGAAUUGAGUCCAUGAAUGGUGAAUUUCACUGGCCUUUGGGGACAUCGUGGGGGCAAUUUAAUAUGUGCCAUGUGGCUGCAUAGGUGCCCCCCCCCCACCUCCCGGUGAGACCCUUGAAGGUGGAGAAGAUAAAAGGAUGGGGAUAAUCCUCGAUGCCCCAGCCCCACCCUGUCUCAGGCCUCCCUGGCAGCCCCAGGUUCUGCUUAGGGAUCUGGCCUUCACCCCAGCGUUGGAUGCUGGCAGGGAGCAUAGGAAAUCUGUUCCAACAACGAGCACUGCUUUCUGCUUGAGCCUUUGGAGAGUUUCCUCCAAGUGUUUUUCCCCAUCUGAGUUUCAGUGCGGCCCUGUGGGGUCAGCAGGGGGACGUGGUGGCUGUUCUCCAUCCCAAUUAGGAGUCCUGCCCAAGUGCACACGUUGAGAAAAAGACACACAAAUUCAAUUCCAAGGUUUUUCCUUUGCUAAAACUCUUAAAAUUUUGGCUUGUUUAUUUCCUUAACUUCCAGAGACAUGAAAAAGUAAUUUUUGUGCCCCCUCCACAUAGACAUUAGUGAUCAUUUUCAGUCAUUUCCAGCUCUCCCUUUUUUGCUACGAGGCACCUGGCGUGCCGGGAAUGGACAAAAGCCAUUUUUCUAAGUACCAGCGUUUGAAAUUAUUAAGUGUUCAUUAAGCACCCCCGGGUGCACAGCACUCUCGGAGAUGUUUGUUUCUCAAUUUUCUAUAAUUUCCUUAUUUUUUUUCCCCUAGCUAAAGGCAGAUUGAAAAAUGAACUCAGUGCAUUUGAGUCUCUGAAUCAUAGUUAAUGUGCGACGCCCCCUCCCUUAACUGCACUGUUUCCCUUCUGCCUCCUCUUGUCUCCUUUGAUUUCUCAUGAAUCCGAUAAAGUUCUUAUUCUUUUUAACCCCUACUCAGGGACUGGAACUUUUGCUUUACUCCUGACGACCUGCCGGGAAGAAAUGGGUGCAAAAGCCCCGGCCAGCCCUUACCCCAGGCUGCGGGUGAGAGCAGUGGAAAGAUCAGGAAGGUGGCACGGGUAGCCUCGGAUGGGCAGUCUGGGCAGGGAGGGGCUGUCGGCAGUAUGAGCCACGGUGCAGGAUGAGCUCAGCUAAUUUCCUGCCUCUCCACACCCCCCCCCCGCCCCCCUCACUGAUUGGCAUUAGAGGGCAGGGGGCACCAUGUCUCUGCGUGGACCCUUCUAGAGGGAGCAAGAAAGCCCAAAGCCCCCCCCUCACAUCCGCCCUCUCGGGCUCCGUGAUUCGGGUUCUUACAUGAGCAGAGAGAAAAGGCUCUGUUUUUUUUCUUUUCCCUUCUUUUUUUUUUUUUUCUUUUGACAACAGCCUCACAUAACCUCAAAAGUUACCCAUGAAUUUACCAAAACUUUUUAUGAAACUAUUUUAACCUCUGGUGGGGGUGAAAAACAAGCUCUGCGAAUUUAUUACCCGGAAAAAGCGAAGCACGACUUUUUAUUUGAUGUGAAAUCGUCUUCCAAACUUCAAGGGAGCCCCCUAGCGCUGGUCUGCGAGGAGCAGGCAGGCACCGCCAGCAGCUGAGCUCUGUCCCCUUCUGCCUGGCGCCUGAUGGCGGGUCUGGACGUGGGUCUGGACGUGGACCCGAUCUCACCUCGCCUGGGGGCCUGGGCACGCGGGGGCUGCUCUGAAUACCAGGGGGGGGCCCUGGGCACAAGUUUGUCUUAUGCUCUUAGUGGUUCAGGUGGCUGAAAUGUGCAAGGCUGCAGCCAAAAGAAGGGACAGCAGGGUUUAGAGACAGAAGCCCUGCUGCUUCCGGAAACAGGCUGGACCCCUGCCAUUGUCAGAGCAGGAAGACCCCUAGUUGUGUUUCUCGCGCAUAAGUGCUGUGCAUGUGUGCAGACGAUUGCACACAUGAGAAAUGAUUGCAGAGGAGAGGAGGUGGAAGCCGUGGCUGAGAACAGGAGGGACAGAGAGGGGAGGAGAGGAGGGGGAACAUGUGAAGAUGGGGGUAAGAGAUGGGAAGGACCACGCGGGGUCCUCAAGGACCUUUUCCGGGCUCAAGCACCGUCCUGAGGCAUGUGAUGGAGAACCCAGGCUUCUGCCGGGUCAAGCUCCCUGUCUCCAUACUGAGCAGGACCUCCGGGUCUCUCUCUGCCAACGAGGAGACAUUUCUCUCCUCCCCAACUAAGAAGCACACCAGCCUCUCGUUCAGAAUUGGCCACGUUUUUAAAAAGCACAUGUAAAAAUGUUCAAAGCAAACAUCUAGAAGACAGGCUGCAGCAGCCUGGCUGGCAGGGGCCACCAGCUCACAGCCAUCCGGAGGGUAGCCUGGGGGC
Molecule: messenger RNA, 14576 nt
Organism: Felis catus (domestic cat)
Lineage: Eukaryota; Metazoa; Chordata; Mammalia; Carnivora; Felidae
Gene: ZNF831
Product: zinc finger protein 831
Exons: 6
Coding region: 654-4613 (1319 amino acids)
Source: RefSeq, a predicted model, not a curated record